Molecule: messenger RNA, 7566 nt
Organism: Pangasianodon hypophthalmus (striped catfish)
Lineage: Eukaryota; Metazoa; Chordata; Actinopteri; Siluriformes; Pangasiidae
Gene: tmem163a
Product: transmembrane protein 163a
Exons: 8
Coding region: 691-1482 (263 amino acids)
Cellular component (GO): synaptic vesicle membrane
Molecular function (GO): zinc ion binding
Source: RefSeq, a predicted model, not a curated record
UGUCCUCAUGCGUUUCACGUUCUUUCAAACGCUCUAAUGGAAAUUUCAGUCAUUUGACAACAACUUGGUCUGAAAGAAGGAGAAAAGAAACACGCCCUCGACUGUCAGAGUGACUGAACUCGGGGCAGAUCGGAGAGAUCCUGGACCACAUCAGUGUGUCAGGGGGCAGAUCGGUCAGAUACCGGGGCAGAUAAGGGGAGAUUGGACUGAUACCGGGGCAGAUAAGGGCAGAUUGGAGUGAUACCGGGGCAGAUAGGGGCAGAUUGGACUGAUACCGGGGCAGAUAGGGGCAGAUUGGAGUGAUACCGGGGCAGAUAGGGACAGAUUGGACUGAUACCGGGGCAGAUAGGGACAGAUUGGACUGAUACCGGGGCAGAUAGGGGCAGAUAGGGGCAGAUUGGACUGAUAUCGGGGCAGAUAGGGGCAGAUCGGACGGAUACCGGGGCAGAUAGGGGCAGAUUGGACUGAUACCGGGGCAGAUAGGGGCAGAUUGGACUGAUACCGGGGCAGAUAGGGGCAGAUUGGACUGAUACCGGCAGGAGUGUUGCGCUGCGGCUUGGACAGACAGACUCAGAUCAGUGCGACAGAUUGGACUGAUAGCGGCUCGGGGUGUUGUGGUGCAGAUUGGCAUCGGAUGUGCCUGGAUGGUGUGAGACUGACUUCUCUAAGGGUCUUAUUUCACACUGAAUCAUGGCCGAUGUCUCGGCUCCGUGUCCCGUACCGGAAUCGCUGGUGGUGGUGGUGGACCCGGCGGCGGGGAGCGGGACCGACACAGACCGGGAGAUGAACAUCACCGACAGCGUGGAGGGAGAAGGUCUAUUGGAGAGCAGCAUGCGUCUAAAGCCCCACGAAGCUCAGAGUUACAGGAAGAAAGCAUUAUGGGUAUCAUGGCUCUCCAUCGUGGUGACGCUCAUCCUGGCAGUGGCAGCCUUCACCGUGUCCUUCAUGCGACACAGUGCAUCAGCCUUUGGAUUUGCUUUUGAUGCCACAUUAGACGUGCUGUCAUCCGUCAUCGUGCUCUGGCGCUACAGCAACGCAGCUGCUGUGCAUUCAGCCCACAGAGAGUACAUAGCCUGUGUGAUACUGGGGGUCAUUUUCAUCCUGUCCUCCAUGUGUAUCCUGGGCAAAGCCAUUCAUGAUCUGUCCACCAAGCUCCUGCCUGAAGUGGAUGAUUUCCUCUUCAGUGUAUCUAUUGUGAGUGGGAUACUGUGUGUCAUUCUGGCCAUUGCCAAAUUCAUGCUGGGGAGGGUGUUGACCAGCAGAGCUCUGAUCACUGACGGUUUUAACUCCUUGGUUGGAGGCAUCAUGGGCUUCUCCAUCCUAAUCAGUGCUGAGGUAUUUCGCCACGAGCCCACUGUCUGGUUUCUGGAUGGCACCACUGGGGUUCUGAUAGGCCUCAUCAUUCUAGCUUAUGGAAUAAAGUUAUUAAUUGACAUGGUACCACGAGUAAGACAAACCAGGAACUAUGAGCGCUUUGAGUGAGCGACUCUGAGGAGAAAACAGCAUACUCACACCUUCACUUCCAACACAGAAACAUACCUAUCUUCAAAUACUCCAGGCAAGAAUACAGAUUGUGACACCAUCUGCAUUUUGGCUGCAUUUACAGGACUAAUUACCACCUCAUUAUCAUCACCAAUUUUCAAAUUCAGUCUCUCAGCACAACACACCUCAAAGAGAGGAGAAGCAAUGAUGAAGACACAGCAGGAGAUGGGUUCUGAGUUUGAUCCAGGUAAAGGAAGCAAGGAACUCAAAGCCAGCAAAUCCUGGUUGCUGGAUCAAAGCCUUGGAAAUACAAACUCCUAGAUUUAUGAUAACCUCUACUGACAGGUGUGGUGUGUGUAAUGAAGUACCUGAGAUUAUGAUAGGUUUUUCUAUGUCACCAUUCACCAAUUAUCCAUGAGAAUAGAUUCUUUGGACUGCUGUAGAUUAGGGAUGCAUUAAUACCAAAAACAAAAAUAAUUGCUCUUAAAUAGUAUGGUGCUCUUGAUGAUCAGCCAUUAUCAGUCCUUGACAAUGAGGGAUUUCAACACAGUGAAGACAAUGAACUGUACUUUACAGCUGAACAGAAGCAAUUUUCCAAAGUGAAGCAAAAUCCGCAAAAUCCAGAAUCCACACCAAACCUACUUGAUCCAAGUUGGAGCUAGCUAAUGCACUUCAUUUAAUAUAAACUCACUAACAUUAUAAAGAAUGAGCCUGGAAUCCUAAGGCAUGAACAUGUAUGUGUGCACUUUUUCAUACCUGCUAUUUAAACUAGGGAAUCAGAUCUAAAUAGAGUUAAAUAACAUGUUCCAUGAUGUCCCUGAUUGAUUAAUGUCCUCAUAUUCAGUCUGAAAAAUGGUAUCAAUGCAUCCCUAGACUUGAUAAUCCCACCACACAGUUCCUAUGUUGUAAAGGAGGUCAUUCCACUGAAGGUCAAAUGGGUGUCUAGCUGUAUCUAACUUUUCUUUCUAACAAAGCCAUGCUAUAUCAGAGAAAUUAUCAUGUUAAAAAUAUCCAUUCAUCAAAUAGUUUACAUUCAGGAAUCUGCAUAGUAAAUGAGAAUAGAAACACUAGAUAGCUUACCAAAAUCCAUCCAGGGUUCUUUCCAGUAAGAGGAUAAAGGGACCAAUAUGUUCCUCAUAAAUACCGAGUUAUGCUUUCUGUUAUUUAAGAACCCAUAACCCAAGGAAGUGUGAUUUGUAGCAAUGUUGGUAGCUCUAGCACCUAUUGUGUUGUCAAGUUGUCAGAUAUCUUGCAGCAUUAUAACAGGAAGCCAAAGUCAACAAACAGUAUGACAUGAUAAGUGAAAAGUAAGGGCAGAUCUCUUUGUUUGCUGAAUAUGUAUGGAUGUAUGUGUCAUUACACUAUAUUUAGCAGUACCUACUCUUUCACUACCAACAAUACAAUAUAUAAAUUCCAUCUUUGGGCUAUAGCCUCUGUAAUUUGCAUAGUAGGUAUUGUUGUAUCUGUUUUCCAGUUUCUUUUGGAGUCCCUGAACCCAGAUACAGAGAGCCUAAAGAAUCCACUGGUGCUGAAGUGACCAUUUUUUGUAAUAUAAUACUAAUAAGACUAAAAUUAAAUACCAGAAAUAAUUGUCCAAGUGCUUGAAUGGAUGUUUCUUUAAAUGUAGAUAAGCGAGUUGCUGAAAGAUUUUUAGUGGACAUAAAUAAUUUGAAUAAUUGUGAAAUAAUUUACAGUUUGUGUUUAAAACACAACUUUCAGUAUAUUUUAUGCCACUUUCUGCUAUUUUUAAUGAAGCACAACUCUCUGAAACCUCCUACUGCAGUAUGGACAUUUUCUCAGUGCCAUGGAACCUAUUAAUCAGCCUGUUGUUAAUUAAUUAAAAGUUGUCCACAUCACAUGAGAACUUAAUUUAGUGCUUACGAACUGAUUUGUACAACCAGAAGAUAUUGACACUGGAUAGCAUUUCACCUCUAGGUUUCAGUUUUUUCAUUUUUAAAAUUGCAUCUAUAUUACUUAGUUGCAUUCUUAAAGGUUCCAGAAGAAUACUGCAUAUCACAUAUAUAAAUACCACAUACUGUAUGUCAUCACUAAUUUUUAUUAUUAUUAUUAUUUUUAAAUGAGCACACUGCCUAAGCAAGCACACUGUCUUACUGAGGUUUUGCUGUAUCAAUAUAACCUUAAAUGAAGCACAUGAUGAGCCAAGAAGUUUAUUUCAAGCCUCAUUAUUUCUAUGUAUACUAAAAAUUACACACAACACACAAAUGGUUAUUAUGGGAAUCAGUAAGGCCAUUAAGUUACAUUAAGUUACAUAAGGAACAUUAAGUUACAUGUUAAAUCACAGUUACAGGGAAACUGUUUAGCUUUGCAUAAUAUAGAUAUUGAAUUCUAUUUCACCCUUCCUAACAGCAAGGGGCACUGAGAAUAACCUGGAUUCCUUAUUGUGCACAUGCAAACAUAUGCCGAGACCUUCCACCAAAGUCACGUAGCAACACAUGACCCAGUAUUUGAAAUAAAUACCAUUGUCAUACUUUAUGAGUGAGUUUUUUUUGUAGAACACUUCAAAACUUCAAGUAUGCCUUCCCUUAUCAUUGCUACUCACUGUGCUGUUUGCAACAAUCUAUGAAUUUGUACUAUGUAGUUAUUUUCUCUCCACUCACUAAGUGGCACUAAUGCAGAUGAGUGUUUUUUUCCUCUCUGUACAAUGUACUAUUCACUGCUAAGUCUUCAAACUUUGCUGGAUUUCCAACUGGUUUUCCCUCCCUACAAUGGAACCCUCUUCCGUUGUUCUAUUCCCUUGGGUCAGAUUUUCUCCUUUUUUCAUGUUAUGUCAAGUGGUUAGUCAAAUGAGCCAUGCCACAAGACUCUUGCUCAAGCAGCUGGUGUCAGUGCCUCAGCAUUGACCAUCUUAAGGAUGCAGUUCCUAACUCAGACAUCCUCUUUGCUGACUGCAUGGUAAUGCUGAUACUGACGAUUCGCUCAACUGACCCUCAGCCACAGGCUAAACUGUCACAAAUGCCAAAUCUGGUGAUGGCUGAUGAGCACAAUCCCUAAGAAGCUCUCGUUCUUCUUCCAGGCCAAUAAUGACCUAACAUUUGAGCUGCAGUGUUGAAUUAUUGCCUAAGAGGUGGGGGGAGGUGGAUUUGGACAGCUGCUUACUCAAACUCAGUGGUGAUAGUUCUAGCAAAUAUGGUAGACCAUGAGCAGGUAGGACUGGGCCACAUGCAUUGCUGGUGGUCUCCCCAGACAAAGCAAUAUGCUCAGAUUUGUGCUGUCAAAGCACUGAAUGCAGACACUGAUGACAACAUUGGUCCAAUACUAGUAUUAUAAUAGCUGUGACAUACCAUCUCACCAAUCUACAGAAGAUCAUUCACUCUUUAAAGGAGCUGAGUGACACCUUGCUCCCAGUGGUAAGAUACACAAUGACUCCACCAACCUGGUUUAUGCAGGGCGUCAAGUGUGGUUAGCACAAUCUGUUCUGGACAUGUGCAACUUGACCCUGCAAACUCUGCCCUGCAUGCCACCAAAGAUGCCUUGGAUAUGAGAGCAAAGGUUUUAGGAUCAACCUGGUAAUGUGUUACAAUGUCCACCAGGGUCUGGCCUGUUUUGCACAAGCUUUCAGCAGGGAGAAUCAUGCUCUCAAGACCCUAGCAGGCAUCUUAGUGCUCCACCAUCUAUCUCAUGGGGUGGACCAUUAACACUACCCACCACUGAAGUACAUCCAUGAAGGAUAGAGGCUGGCAAGAGGAUAUGUUACAGCUGAAACUCUGCAGCUGCAUCAGGUCUGUGGGUCCUGAUGAUAUCAUCACAGCUAUACAAACUUUAGUUGCACUGCUGGUACCCAACCUUCUCUGGAUUCAGGCGCUUGUAGAAAUCAGACCCCAAAAAAGUUGUUGCUCUGACCCAAGAAAUUUGUUCUCUUCUAGACAGAGACACAAUCAAAAAAGAAGACCCCACAUUUCAAUACAAGUUCAAGAGAAAGAUGGUGGUUGAGAGGGUUUAGCAGUUCUUAAAGACCCUCCCUUUGUGGAAUUUUUCAGACAUAGUCCAAGUCAUGAAAGCACAGGAUUGGUUUACAUUGGUAGAUCAGUAUGACACUUAUUUUCAAGUCCCUAUUGCCCCAGAACUCAGAUUCUUUUUUAAGGUUUGCCUUCAAGACAGCCAUUUCGAUUUAAGCCCUACCCUUCAGCUUCUUCGGCCAUGGGUAUUUUUUCCAAUGUAUGCAAGCAGCCUUGUCUCCCCUGAUUGCCAGUGGCAUCAGGAUACUGUCAUACACAGACAACUGGCUCCUGUGUGCAAUUCGGGACACAUCCACACUCCUCGUACACUUUACAGCUCUUGGUCUCACGGUGACAUCAGAAGGAGGCCAUAUAAUUCAUUGGCAUGAUAUCGGCCAUCCCUUCCUCAGACAAACUCUUCAUCUGAAACAGAGGAAAGAGAUGAAGGACUACCUUUUCUAUGCAGAAGCUGGCCCACUGUGUGGUGGAUGUCAUUACAUGUGCCAGACGCCCAGCUCAUACUGUGACAUGCCACUUUUCAAGGAGCAUCUCCUCCUCUUUGGCAUGAUUUAAAGAUUAUCAAGAGGCAUGCCACCCCAGGAACUCUGUGUUUCUGAUACCUGGGCAUCACUGCUAACAUUAAGGGUUUGAGUGUGGAGGACAUCUCUUAACACAUUUCCAUUAGUCCUAAUGUGAGUCCUGUUCCUCAUGAUAUUGUUGGCAUAUGAUAUCCAGGUGCUUCUUAACCAGGAUAGUGGUUAGGAGGGGUGAAAUAGAACAAUAUUUACAUAUGCAACUGUGGUUCUGUAAACGCUGGAUAACCACCAGGGUUCCUUCAUCAUUUAGAACCAGUGUCGACCUAGCAAGAACUUUGUUUAAUAGAACACACGAAGAUUACCCAAGGUUCUUACAACCACAGUUACACAUUUAAUGCUUAAUAAUAUGGUUUCCAGAUAACAACAAUGCACAAUCCUAUAAAAGUUUAAGUAUUAACUGAUAUGAUGUACAUUUUCAAAACAAUGUGGAUGUAUACAUGUGUCUGUAUGUUAAUCAAGUAGAUUUCACUCAGUAAUCCAAGAUGUUAUUAUAUGAUGUAACUUGAAUUGAGUAUGAUCUGCGCACAGCUUGACAUCUCAGCUCACCUACAGCACACUGAUAUGUAGCGCCACUACUGUUGGACGACAAUCAAGGCCAGAUCUUAACGGCUGAUCGCUCACUGUAGCAAAGCUAGUUUUGUUUUUAUGCAGUGUUGCGGUCAUUAGCUCAGCGGCUUAAUUGCAUUUAUUUAUUUAUUUAUUUAUAUUGUUUGGGGGUUUUUGAGCUGCUGUUUAUUUAAAGCCUCUGUCGUGACUAAAUAGUCAUCUCUGAUCAUUGACCUCAGCAAUUUAUUGUGUUUAUUUUGAAAACAAAAGUGCUUAUGGAAUUAGUAUUAUCAAAUAGGCUGCUGAUGUGAAGUAAUGUACUAUAAAAUGCACCAUCAAAAGUCGUGGUGUUUACAUCAUUGCUGCUGAUUAGCCCACCAUCAAUUCACUGAAAAUUGUCGAUGUAAUCUUUUGUACUUCUAUGAUGGCUUGUGAUCUCGGCUAGUAGAGAUCCAGAUUCCAACUUGUUUCUUGCAUACUUUUCUUGUGUAUUUUUUUGUUUUGUUUUUAUUAUUUCCCUUGUUAAAUCAAAAGUAAGUAGCUUGGGUAUACACCCCACUGGCACUUAUGGACUACUGCUGCCUAUAACCGCAAUGAAUGAGUGAUUUGUGUAAAUCAUAUAAUAAUUUUAUUAUUAAGUUUAUGAUGUUAACUUAUUGAAUUCUGCUUGUGGCUGUUAUUGUAAAAAACUUAUCCAGAACCUAAAUAUUUUGUUGUAACUUUGUCUAAUAUUACUCUAUUUAAAGUAAAGCUAACAUUAACACUGAACUUGAACACAUGUUGUAUGCUGUAGUGUUAGCCUUGGCUGGUUAUUUAGCAAUAGUCAAUGCUUAGCUGAGCCAUUUCCGCUUUGGCUUUGCAUGGGAAACAAAUGUCUGGUUGUAAAAAUUUCAGUGGUACUGCUGAAAAUGUGCUGUAUAUUAGAAAUCAGUUGACAUAGAUAGCUUAGUUUUGACCAAAAUUAUUUAUGGAAAUAAAAUCUGCAU